Messenger RNA from Emys orbicularis (European pond turtle), 3279 nucleotides. It is a transcript of the gene GMPR, whose product is annotated as guanosine monophosphate reductase. Gene Ontology annotation, biological process: nucleotide metabolic process. Gene Ontology annotation, cellular component: GMP reductase complex. Lineage: Eukaryota; Metazoa; Chordata; Testudines; Emydidae. The transcript has 9 exons. Gene Ontology annotation, molecular function: GMP reductase activity. The coding region runs from base 383 to 1420 and encodes 345 amino acids. The record is from RefSeq and is a predicted model, not a curated record.
GGCAGUCUCCGGUGGGUGACGCCUCGCUCCUACCCACGGACCCACUCGGCUGAAUCCGGAGCGCCCUGCGGCAGCGCGCUGUAGCAACACGCCCAGCCCCAACCCGCUGAGCCAGACACAGGCAGGCAGGCGAAAGGUGCAGGGGAGGACGAGGAGCAGCUGCCAUUGUGCCGUGCGUGCAGCGGCGCGUGCUAAAAACAGCCCCGUGUGACUGUCCUAAUAAAGCUCGGGCGCUUGAGCACCAGCUCCGGGCUCUUCGCGGCGCGCCUUCUAAAAACCUUCCUUGCAAAGGGAGCGGGCUCGGCUCGGCACCAGACGCGGACCGGCGGCAGCAAGAAAGCGCAUACGCGAAGAGGGGGCGCCCCCCAACAGUCCCGGCGAGAUGCCCCACGUUGAAGCGGAUCUCAAACUGGACUUUCAUGACGUCCUGCUCAGACCUAAGCGAAGCAGCCUCAAAAGCAGAGCCGAGGUAGAUCUCAUUCGAACCUUCACAUUCCGCAACUCCAAACAAACAUACACAGGGAUCCCCAUUAUGGUGGCAAAUAUGGACACCGUGGGCACGUUUGAAAUGGCAAAGGUGAUGACUAAACAUGCAAUGUUCACUGCUAUUCAGAAGCAUUAUUCUCUGGAAGAAUGGAAACUGUUUGCAGUCAAUCACCCAGAAUGCCUUGAGCAUGUAGCAGUGAGCUCAGGCAGUGGGAAGGCUGAUUUGGACAAGCUGACAAGUAUCCUGGAGGCCAUUCCCCUUAUCAAGUACAUUUGCCUGGAUGUGGCCAAUGGAUAUUCAGAGCACUUUGUGGAAGUUGUGAAAACUGUCCAUGCCAAGUUUCCAAAUCACACCAUCAUGGCAGGUAAUGUGGUGACAGGAGAGAUGGUGGAGGAACUUACUCUUUCUGGAGCAGAUAUCAUUAAAGUGGGUAUCGGACCUGGUUCUGUGUGCACCACCCGGAUUAAGACAGGUGUGGGCUACCCUCAGCUGAGUGCUGUGAUCGAGUGUGCAGACUCUGCCCAUGGCCUGAAGGGGCAUAUCAUUUCUGAUGGAGGCUGUAGCUGUCCAGGAGAUGUCGCCAAAGCGUUUGGAGCUGGUGCUGAUUUUGUUAUGCUUGGAGGAAUGUUUGCAGGCCACGAUCAAUGUGCUGGAGAGGUUCUAGAAAAAAAUGGCAAGAAGGUGAAACUGUUCUAUGGGAUGAGCUCUGAUACGGCCAUGAAGAAGCAUGUAGGAGGAGUUGCUGAAUACAGGGCUUCGGAGGGCAGAACCGUGGAAGUGCCUUACAGAGGGGACGUGGAAACCACCAUCUUUGAUAUCCUCGGGGGCCUGCGAUCCACCUGCACCUAUGUGGGAGCUGCCAAGCUCAAAGAGCUGAGCAGGAGGGCGACAUUUAUCCGGGUCACCCAGCAGCACAGCCAGGUGUUUUCUUAACCAAGGACUGGGACCUGUGAAAUGCGUCUGCCGCACUCCCCACUUCCUCUGUGUUUUGUGUUAGAGCUUCAUGGGGGCAAACCCCCCAGGCUGUGGAAGUAGGUGGGUCAGUUGCCACUGGUGACAGGGUUAAGCAGAAGGACAUGCCAUCAAACAGCGCCAUGUAGGAUUCUUUUGGUUCACGAUGCAAUAGCCUCAUCUUUUAAAGUCACGUCUAUUUGUUUUAAAUCUAUUUUUUUUUCACCAUUUAUUUUUCUCUCUGAUAAAGAAGCCUCCGUUCACAGUGAGUUAGCCUUCCAGACCCUGAUCGCUGUUACCAAGUUUUAAAACAUCCCCACAACCUCUUGCUAGCACUGCUCCAGCAGUACGGGCUAUAGGAGCUGCCGGCUGGGAGGGGAUGUUGAUGUUCAGUAUGUUGAUCUGUGUAACCAAAGAUCAAAGCCAUACUUUUUGACCUUUCAGAUGGCUGGAUGAGCCAACGUUGCUGCUGCAUUUUCACUGUGAUGUUAAAAAUGCUGGAGCUGUAUCAAUGGCAUUUCAUGUGCCUUUUAAGGCCUUUUGUAUUUAAAUCACUAUAUUAACGGACUUACCUCUCCAUAGACACUGGCAUUAUAAUGUAGUGAGUGCUUCCUCCUCCCACCCCCACCCAGAACAUUUAACAGGGUACCAGUUUUUUGGUGGAUACAAUCCUCAGAGUCUCAGGGGUCCUGUUUUUAACAUAAUCUCUGAAUAGGUUUUGAAGCUGUAGACACACAGCAAUACUCAACACCAGCAGCCUGAUUCUGCACAGCCUUGUGAUUUGCAUAGUCAUUUCAGCUGACACAAAGCGACUACGAAUACACACUUGCUUUACCCGGGUGUAGAAAUGAUUACACAUUGAGCAGGGCCUGGGGAAUCAGGCUAAAGGGGUCAAAUCCAUCUCUCUGUUACCCUGGUGCAACUAUUUUGAAGUCAUAGGUGUAACCGAGAGCAAAAUAUGGCCUGCAGUAGACCAGCUGAAGACUUCGUUGCAAGAAGCCAGUUGUCUGAUCUUGAGUUAAAGCAGUUGCUGUGAAGACAAUAAUUAAUAUUUUAGACUCUGGGCAACACUUUAAUAAACUGUAAUGGUAGAGUAAUUAAUUGAUAAAUCACAAUGAAAUUUCUUUGGAAGUACACAUUGAAUCCCCAGGAAUACCACAGUAGUUCAUUAUGACAAAUGUUAUUAGAGUGAAUACCAAUGAAUUAAUAAUGACCGGCCACUUACUUUAGCGUGUUACUGAGAUAUCAAUACAGUUGGAAACUGAAGUAACUUCAGAGUCUUAUUUUUCCUUCCAUGGAAAGAUAUAGACUUCCUUUGGAAUGCAAAACUGUGACCUGUGGGAAGAGGGGCAGGCAGGAAAGCAAAUGGAAUUAUUCUAGCAUUCUUUGUUGUUUAGAAAAGAUAAAGGAGAAUCGGUACAAUGGAACAUGUUAAGUAACAAAUCUAAUUCCCAAAUCAGUCAUUGAUGGUGUUAAUCAGAUUAUGCAUAAUGGGAAAAGCCUAGAUGAUCCUUCAUCUGAAGGCAGGUGGUUUACAAUUAAAUGUUAAAUAUUCUCCAUUAAACACUGUGGACCUGAUUCUCAUUUACAAGAAGACUCUGCCCUGGUAUUUUACGGGGGAGGGGGGCCUUAAAGAGGGCAUAGGUUACAUGUACGCUGAUUUUAAGGCCCAUUUACACUGCCAGAGUAGUGUAAAGAAACUUAAGUGUAAAUGAGAAUCAGGCUCCCAGGCCCUGCAAAUUAACUUUCCUUCUGAAGUUGGAAUUUAUAUGUAGUGAACUCUAAAAAGGCAGCCGAAUGCUUUCUUUACUACAAAAUAAAUAAAAAUAUUGUGGGCCAAA